Messenger RNA from Rana temporaria (common frog), 3047 nucleotides. RefSeq names its product E3 ubiquitin/ISG15 ligase TRIM25-like. The record is from RefSeq and is a predicted model, not a curated record. NCBI's taxonomy places the organism in Eukaryota, Metazoa, Chordata, Amphibia, Anura, Ranidae. The transcript is spliced from 3 exons. Bases 36 to 3047 code for a protein of 1003 amino acids. Gene Ontology annotation, molecular function: protein binding; zinc ion binding.
CCACUUCCUGCAUCCGGCAAGUUUUGUUUUCUCCCAUGCUUUCCCGCACAAUGCUUUCCCGCACAAUGGCAUCUACAGAGCUGAGAGACGAGCUGAGCUGCUCCAUCUGCCUGAACCUUUAUACGGAUCCGGUGACACUGAGAUGUGGACACAACUUCUGCCGGGAUUGUAUUGAAAAAGUUCUGGAUUUUCAGAAGGAUUCAGACAGCUACUCGUGUCCAGAAUGCAGAGCAGAGUAUGCAGAACGCCCCCUGCUGGAGAAGAACAGGAAGUUGUGUAAUAUUGCAAAACAUUUCCUUGUUACUCAGACACACCUGGAGGGGUCUGGGGUCGCCUGUACUUACUGUGUGCACCCUCCCAUCCUAGCCGUCAAGACGUGUCUUCAGUGCGAGACUUCCCUGUGUGACAUUCACCUGACUAUCCACAACAGCGCCGUGGAUCACCUUCUGAUCGAUCCCAUCGAUUCCCUGGUCAGCAGGAAAUGUCAGACCCACAACAAGCUCCUGGAAUACCACUGCUGUGACGACGCUUCCUGCAUUUGUGUGUCCUGCUUUGCUGUAGGAUCCCACAGAACGCACAAGGUGGAGACCCUGGAUGAGGCCGUGACAAGGAAGAAGGGGAGGCUCAGAGGGAUCCUGGAUAAAUUUACUUCCCAGGUGGGAGUUAUGGAGAAACAAGCCCAGAAUCUACUGGAUCUCCAGCUCGCCGAGCACAAAAAAGCCUCCGAUGCUAAAACGAGGGUCACAUUACUGUUUGAAGAUGCCAGGGAAGAGCUGGAGGAAAAGGAAGCCUGGAUCCUGGACGUUAUCUCUAAAGAAGAACACAAAAUCGAUUCUAAAAUCUCACAUCUUAUCCAAAAGCUGGAGACGCAAAAAGAGUCGAUUUUUGAGAAGAUGCGUCACCUUGAGGAGCUGUGCAAGAUGGCGGACCCAUUGCUGAUCCUGCAAGACAAGGAAGCGGAUGGCAAAGGUUUGGUUGGACUUGGGGACCUCAGUAUUGCAGAGAAGACGGUUGAUGAAGAGAACAGAUCAGAAAUGAGAUUGGAUGAAGGUUUGAUCAGGUCAAGCUUGCACGUGGCCCUUUCUGAUUUAGCAUCCAAAGCGAAGAAAGCAUCUUAUAUAACCGAGCCCGUGGAUUUAUUGCUGGAUUCUGACACAGCUUGUGACAACGUCCUUGUCUCAGGUGAUCAAAAAGUAGCUUCCUGGGUCAGUGGUAUGCUGAAUCGAUCAGACAGUUCAAAGCGAUUCACAACUUUCUGUCAGUUGUGCACCAAGAAUUCUUUUUUUAAAGGAAAGCACUACUGGGAAGUGAAUCAGCCUUCUGGAUGGUGGGCUUGGCAUAUGCCUCCAUACCACGUGAGGGCCCAAAGUCAAAGAUUGGAGACAAUAAACAUUCCUGGUGAAUAUACCUGGAUUAUGAAGCUGGUUUUCUGUCCUUCUACCAGCUGUGUGACUCGGCCAAACUCCUGUACACCUUCCAUGCCACCUUCACCCAACCUCUACACCCUGCUUUUGUGGAUGGCGUCUGCUGCACACGGAGAAGAGCUGAGCUGCUCCAUCUGCCUGGACCUUUCUAUGAAACUGGCGACACUGAGAUGUGGGCACAGGUUCUGCCGGGAUUGUAUGGUGACUGCUCUGGAUACACAGGAGGGAUCUGGAGUUUUUCCUUGUUUGAGGUGCAGAGAGGAGGAUGUAGAGUGUCCUGUGCCCGAGAAGAAGAUCAAGCUGGGUAACACUGUGGACUCCCGAUCCAUGGAACAGGAGAACAGUGAGGUCUUCUGUACAUAUUGUGUGCAUUUUAGGGUGGCAGCUAUCAAGACUUGUCUGCAAUGUGAGACUUCUAUGUGUGAGAAACACCUGGCAGCCCACAACAUGACAGUGGACCAUGUGUUGACGGAACCGACUUCAUCCUUCAGAAGAAAAAAAUGCUCCAUCCACAAGAAGCUUCUGGAGUAUUACUGCUCCAAGGACGCCGUCUGUCUAUGUGUGUCCUGCUGUCUGGUGGGGAAACAUAAAGAGCAUGAAGUAGAACUUAUAGAAGAGGCUUCUGAGAAGAAGAAGGAGAAACUGAGAAAAGUUUGUGAAUAUGUGACUGAAGAACGAGGAGAAAUUGAAGAAAAAAUCCAGAAUCUACUGGACAACAAGAGAAAAGCACAGGAGAAAUCAGAUGAUGAGAAGAAGAGAGUCGCUGCUCUGUUUGAGGAUAUCAGGAGACAGCUGGAGGUCCAGGAACAGAGAGUCCUGAGUGAGAUCUCCAGACAGGUAGAGAAGGUCUCGUUGGCGGUCUCUGAGCUGAUUCAUCAACUGGAGACCCAGAAAGACACCCUAUCCAGGGAUAUCCGUCACAUUGAGGAGAUGUGUAACAUAACCGACCCCAUAACUUUCCUACAAGAACCAGAAAUGGAAUACCAAGCUAUGGAGGAACCUGAGAUCUGUGAGCUGGAUGAUUUCCUGAUCUCGCUUCCAUUGCUCAGAUCCCUAACUGAUCUAAUCACCGACAUAAAAUCCAAAAAUAAAUUCCAUGUGAAAAAUUUGUUACUGGAUGAAAAAACUGCACACAAGACAUUGGUUUUAUCCGCUGACCUGAAAAUGGCAACUGUGUCCAACAUAAAUCAGAAUAAACCAGAUUUAUCGGAGAGAUUUUACGAAUAUUGUCAGGUGAUGAGCAUUGAGAGUUUUUCCAGUGGGAGACAUUACUGGGAGGUAGAGAUCGGGGACAUUGAAGAUUGGGAUAUUGGUGUUUGCUAUCCCACCAUAGAUAGAGGACCUGAUGGUGAUCUUGGAUUAAAUAACAACAAGUCGUGGUGUAUAAGCGUGUCUGACGAUGAACUUUCUGCUCGGCACAACUGGGAAUGCAAGUUCUUCGUUUACCUGGUGUCUUCGGUGCAGAAAUUAGGAGUAUGUUUGGAUUAUGAAGGCGGCCGUCUGUCCUUCUACCAGCUGAGUGACCCCAUCAGACACCUCCACACCUUCACCACCACCUUCACCGAACCCCUCCAUGCUGCUUUCUGUUUAGGUGAUGAUGGCUGGAUGAAGCUCUUAAUGUAA